GCACGGCCUCGGGGAGCGCCCACGCACUGCCCAGUGGGUUCUGGGUUUAUGUCCCAAGCGGGCGGCGGCACGGGCGCUUUCGGGGUAGGGACACCGUGGGGAGGCGUCCGCGGGGUGGGCCUCAGUGCCGAGUGUCCCCGUAGCAUCCGGGCUCACAGUCCUCGGAGCAGCGCGCUGACCGCCAUGCGUGGCCACACCGGGCCGGAACGCGAACGACCCCACUUCUGCGGGGCUGUUUUUUGAAGGUAUCAUCCAUGAAAAUAGCUCAAGCCCAGGUAGCCAAUGAAUGGACCCUGAUUAGUACUCAGCAUGAGCGUUUUCACAUCCAGGAUGUCACCUCAGGGGGGCAGGGAGCUCAUCUGUGCUCCACCUACACAGGAACCUGCUUCGUCCCAGGGGGCGAGGAUGGCUGCUCCGGGCCUGCCCCUCUGGCCCCAGGAGCCGGUGACCUUCAAGGAUGUGGCGGUGGACUUCUCCCAGGAGGAGUGGGAGAUACUGAGCCCCGCGCAGAGGAAGCUAUACAGCGAGGUGAUGCUGGAGACCUGCCGGAGCCUGGUCUCCCUGGAAACCUUGAAGAACCAGAGCAUGGAUGACUGCGUUGGGGAUGACGUGUUUUCGCUGGCACAAACCUCUGAUGCCACCAGUCUUUCCUCAGGGAGCGGGUAUUCGCUCUUUCAACCAGUGGUAUCUUUUCAUUUGGAGGAAGGAGAAACCACAUGGAUGGAGGAAAAUGGAGUUCCCCAAGCUUCUUGUUCAGAUUGGGAGACUAAACUGAAAGAUCAAGACCAAGACCAAGACCAAGACCAAGACCAAGACCAAGACCAAGAGUCAAUGUACAAGACGGUGGUUAUUGAGGAAGAACCAGCCGCUGAUGCACCUGCUGCAGAGCUCCUGGAGGAAGACUGGGAGUGUGAACUGGAGAGCCAUCAUGAAGCCCGCCUGGUGCGAACAGCAUUCAUCCAAGUAGAGGCAUUUGCUCAGGAGGAUAUUACUGAGUGGAAUGAUUUUGGGGAAAGCUGUAGCCAGAGCUCAGAUGUUUUAUCACAGGAAGAUUCUGGAGGAAACAACUUUCAUGACUGUGAUCUAGCUAUCGAGUAUUUGGUAGCAGAUUCUUUCUUAAAUCAUCAUCCAAUGGGCUAUACAGACCAGGGACCCUGUGUAAAUAACAAAUAUGGAAAAGACAUCAGCCAAAACAGCUACCUAACUCAACACAAAAUAACUCAGACGCCUGCCUACCCAGAAAGCGGGAAAUCAUAUAAUCAUGGUAUGGCUCUUUCUAUCUACAACAAAAUCAAUACAGGACAGAAACCGUAUGAAUGUAACCGCUGUGGAAGAACCUUUAACCGGAGGCAUUCCCUCAGUGAGCAUCAGAGAAUCCACACAGGAGAGAAACCCUUUGAGUGUCAGGAAUGCGGGAGGCCCUUUACACACAACUCCACACUGACUCGGCACUUGAGGACUCAUACCGGAGAGAAGCCCCACGCAUGCAGCGAAUGUGGGAAGGCCUUCAACAGGAUCUCCUCCCUCACCCAGCACCAGAGAAUCCACACAGGGGAAAAGCCCUAUCAGUGCAAAGAUUGUGGAAAAUCUUUCUGCCAGAAUUCCUACCUGAUUUUACACAAGAGAACGCAUACCGGUGAGAAGCCCUACAGAUGUAAUGUAUGUGGAAAGGCCUUCAGUGACCGCUCCUCUCUUAACCACCACCAGCGAACUCACACUGGCGAGAGCCCCUAUGGGUGUAAUCAGUGUGGGAGAGCCUUCAGCCGAAGGUCGUCCCUUGUCCGCCACGCGAGAACUCACACUGGUGAGAAGCCUUACACCUGCAGUGAGUGUGGAAAAGCCUUCAGCCAGAGCUCUUCCCUUAUCUCUCAUCAGAAAACUCACGCGAGCCGACAAACCUUUAAAAUAAUUGAAUGUGGCCCGGCUUUCUACGAGAACCACUGCCUUAUUGAAUUUUAGACAUGGCUUGCUGCCCUGGACUUUUUAAUAUUCUACCACACAAGCAUGUUUAGACUUUGCCCUUCUGAUGUGCUCAUUGAAAAAUACUAAGUUUAUGUCUUCAAGGGAAGCACUGAGGCCUGGACCGGCAAAGGGACAUUUUAACAGGAAAUUGCCGAAGAGCUAUGCCCAGUGAGCUCUGUCCUCCUGGAAGAGAUGGGGGGGACGUAUUAAGAAUGAUCACGUUAGUUGUUGAAACGAAACGUUUCCUAUUUCAACUGUUACUUUUUUUAAUAGCCUGUUUUAAUAUUUUACUUUGUCAUUGCACACCUGUUGGACCUCAAGAGGUCCUGACUGUGACACUACUCUGGAAGGCAGCACAUCUGUGACCAGACAGUGCUUUGGACCUACACCAGAAACCGAGUGCAAAAUCGUCUGUGUGAUUCCGUCCAGUGACGUGAACCUUAUACAUAAACAGACCAAGGGCAGGCCGAGAUGUGCGACAAGGAACAGUUAGUUUCUCUGUCACGGCUGUCUGGCUAGGUGUGACUUUCUGCCUUUCAUCAUUUCAUUUGGCAUGCUAUAAUCAUGUGGACAAUAAGUGAAAAUCAAGCAAUUCCAAGAGAUUUGUUUCUGUGGUUGGUCGGUCAAGGAGAAGUGUGGAUACCAAGCUGGCAAGAGGCAGCACGGUAUUUUGACGCGGAAAAAUGGAGUGGCCGUGGGUGUUCUGGAAAAGUCCCAACUGCGAGAUAGACUUGCCAGAGUUGCAACCAGGAGCACCGAUAAACAUCAUCAUUGCCGUUAACGUUUGUUGGGUGCUCGCAGUAUUUAUGGGACCACUAGCGUUUGUAUAUAUUUCCUCAUUUAACCUUACAACCCCAUGAGAUCGUAGUUCUUCAUAUUCCCAUCUUAGAGAACGGGAAACAGAAAUAAACUUUGCUAAAGUCAAACGAUUAGACGGAAUCUGGAUUUGAACCUGAGCGACUUAUAUAAGGUCAGUGCUGCAAGGAGGAAUAUAGGCAGUAUAUGUGUUCCAGAUUCUUCUUAAAAAUCAUCUCACUUUGAUGUGAAUCAUCCUCUUCCCUGAAGCUAAUGGAGGAGUUUGCUUGUCAGAUCUCUAACCUAAAAUGGACCUGAUUACAGGACUAUUGUUAUCUUCCCAUAAGGUCUGUGUAGACCCCCCUGGGUUGAUGGAUUAGUUUAUUUAGGAGCUCUGUGAACAACCUAAACCUGGACACAAAAAUGUGUGUUGGUGCAUAAAUGUACUUUCUGAGGACAGCAUCUAUAGGUUUUACAUAUUCCUGGAAACGCUUAUUUCCUUAGGGUGUAGUGAGAACACUAUUUUCCGUCUUGGUCUCGCCUUCCCUUCAACAUUUAUUGAAAAUAGGAGUCUUUGUUGUGCUAGGAGACUGUGUAUAAAAUAGUGGAGGUAUCUGCCUUCUAGAGACAACCCCAGUGGUGAAGAUGCAGCUUCAUGGGCUUGUGACCUAUGCAGGCACCCAAGGCUCCUCUCUCAGAAGAUCCUGUGAUUGGUUCAGUACUCUACUAUUACCAUUUAGAAAAUGUGGAUAAAUAAAGAAUGCCAAGAGGGCCUUCCAGGUGGUGCAACAGGUUCAAGCGCAGCAAUGUAAAGCUGGCCGCAGCUGCUUCAGUUGGAGUUUGACCCCU
Condylura cristata (star-nosed mole) is the source of this 3606-nucleotide messenger RNA. It is a transcript of the gene ZNF554, whose product is annotated as zinc finger protein 554. Bases 310 to 1959 code for a protein of 549 amino acids. Lineage: Eukaryota; Metazoa; Chordata; Mammalia; Eulipotyphla; Talpidae. The record is from RefSeq and is a predicted model, not a curated record. Gene Ontology annotation, biological process: regulation of DNA-templated transcription. The transcript has 6 exons.